GUUCGAUCCUGCUAAAUUUGAGUUUGCCGCGCAACUCGAACUACCGAAAAACGGGUCAUACGUUGUAGAAUUUUGCAUUAUGAAAUUAAUGCAAUUAACAACUAUUCUUCAAAAGAUAAUCAUAAACUAAAGUAAUUAAAAACAAAUAAUGCUUAAUAGAUGUUAUUUAAUCAAUACUACUUCAUAUUGAAUGUUCGUAAAAUUUUACGACAUCAGUGACAGCGAACCAGUCUACAGUGUCGUAUGCUUCGAAUGUAAACAAACAAUGGUGUUUACAUCAUCGAAAAGGAAAAAACGAGAAAAGAACGUUGUUAGUGCAACCAAAGCUAGAUGGGUGAUUAAGAAACAAUCGGCCCAGAUAUCGGAAGAGCAUAAUUAUGCUAAUGCAGGUACAUGUAACGCUACAUCAUCCCUGUCUCUAAAUCUUCCGGACCUAAACAACAUCGUCGCAGACGAAGAAGUUGACGAUGUCAAUGCCGACACAGACGACAGUGAUGACUGUGAAUCAAAACAUUCAAGCAUGCCAUGGGACAGUGGAAGACGCGUCGUUGAGCUUGGGGUUCUUGCCAACGCGUUGGCGUCCUGCAAAAACUGCACAAACCCCCUCCAACUGUCACAUGCCACCUCAAUAAGAACGUACGGUCUUGCUGCCAUUUUAAAGGUCCCAUGUAGCAAUACAAACUGCAGGUUCGUAAACAAUGUUCCCACAGGGAAACAACAUGGAAAAACCCAUAUAUGGGAUGUAAACACUAAACUAGCUAACGGUAGGUUACAUUUUUAG
Molecule: messenger RNA, 781 nt
Organism: Magallana angulata
Lineage: Eukaryota; Metazoa; Mollusca; Bivalvia; Ostreida; Ostreidae
Exons: 2
Coding region: 191-781 (196 amino acids)
Source: RefSeq, a predicted model, not a curated record